Molecule: messenger RNA, 3917 nt
Organism: Calidris pugnax (ruff)
Lineage: Eukaryota; Metazoa; Chordata; Aves; Charadriiformes; Scolopacidae
Gene: TNFSF10
Product: tumor necrosis factor superfamily member 10
Exons: 5
Coding region: 133-1011 (292 amino acids)
Biological process (GO): immune response
Cellular component (GO): membrane
Molecular function (GO): CD40 receptor binding; tumor necrosis factor receptor binding
Source: RefSeq, a predicted model, not a curated record
CGUGGGACAGAGCACACACACCCCCCUCCCCGCCACCCCCCAAACCCUGCAGAGCCCCAACCCGCUCCUCUCUCUCCGAAGGGGCAGAGAAACCCAGCAAAGCCCGUCUCCCGCAGCGAGGAGAGCCCGGCCAUGAUGCUGCCCGCCGCCGGUCCCAGCCCCGGGCAGACCUGCGGGGUGGUGCUGGUGGCCGCCGUGCUCCUGCAGUCCGUCUGCGUGGCCGUCACCUUCCUCUACUUCACCAACGAGCUCAAACAGCUCCGGGACACCUACUCCAAGAGCGGCGUCGCUUGUCUCACCGGGGAGGAAAUGGGGAAUUUCAUCCAGAACCUGGAUCUAACUGAAAGCGAAGACAGAGAGGCUGAUCCCUGCUGGCAAGUAAAGUGGCACCUGGGAAAGUUAAUUAAAAAGAUGAUGGCGAGAAGCUAUGAGGAAAACAUAUCCGCAGUCAACGGCGAGCGAGCCCUGACGCUGCCGCGCUCCGACGGGCAGCCUCCCCUCAACAGGAUCGCGGCGCAUCUGACGGGGAGCAGCGCCAGGAGGAGCCCCCUCUCCCCACGCAUAGACUCCUUGCCCAGAAGAGGGAACGGACACAAAAUAAGCAACUGGGAAUCGUCGAGGAGAGGCCACUCUUUCCUCUACAACGUGGAGCUGAGAAAUGGCGAGUUGGUGAUCCCCCAAACGGGCUUUUAUUACAUCUACUCACAAAUCUAUUUUCGUUUCCGUGAAAACGAGAACGAGGAUUCAGAUUUGCUGGCACAGAUCAGGAACCCCAAACAGCUCGUCCAGUACGUUUACAAACUGACUAAUUACCCGGAGCCCAUUUUGCUCAUGAAAAGCGCAAGAACGAGCUGCUGGUCCAAAAAAGCAGAAUAUGGACUUUAUUCCAUCUACCAAGGUGGUGUGUUUCAGCUGAAAAGAGACGACAGGAUUUUUGUCUCCGUCAGUAACAGUGACAUAGUUGACAUGGACAAAGAAGCAAGUUUUUUUGGAGCCUUUAUGAUCAGUUAAAAGAGGAAAAUCACGCUCUAAGGGAACCAGUUUUCCUAGACAGGACCAGCAUAAAAUUCUAUAAAAUAGGGGAUAAUAAGCAAACACCGUAGCAAGACCGACUGUACCAGGCUCCCCUUUCUCAGCUCACUCAGCACGAGGUCCAGCCGUGCAGAAUAUUCACCCACCAGUGGGGAAGGGGCAGCAGCAGCUGGAUGCAGCUGCAGAUGGUGAUGCUUUGCACGGGUACCACAUCUCCCUGCCCAGCCAGGAUUUCACAUGCCACGGAUGAUACCUUUGGCCAGAACCCCUGGCAGGUAAGAGCUCGCCCCCACAGAGAUGCUCCACGCCGGUGGGAUGGAGGAUGCUCCGGGUCCGGUGACUUGAGGCGGAGAUGGGACAUCAAAUCUUACUCGUGGUCUCCAUUGGGACCCCGUCUUGAAUAUCAUCAGGUCCUGUAAAGAGCCAUUAGCAAAUUCUGCUUCCCAGGCCCCCAUGGAAUUACUCCAGGAGUUUUUUUUGUUUGAACCUGAGUUUUACACACGUUGAAAGGCCAUCAGAAACUCAAACUGCACGUCUUCAUCUCAUCUAAUAAAGCACUUAAGCGCCUAAUUAAUUUUAAGCACACGAACAGUCUGGAUGAAUCAGGGUAUUUACAUGCUUGAAAUUAAAUAUGUGCUUAAGCAUUUUUAUUUUUUUUUUUUCAGCAUCAUGGCUUGAGUAAACACAUUAGUCUGUCUUAAUCAGGAUAUUGUACAUAAAACCAGCUGCUGAAAUGGCACAGAAGAGGUUUUUGAAAUCAAUCAGUAUUUUGGAUCAGCACAUUAUGAUAGUGCCUAUUUACUUAAUUGCUGUGCUGCAAAGAUUUCACCAGGUUUCCAACAGGUUCAGUAAUGUGGUUGCUGUUACAGUUGUUGACAGCAAGUACUUCAUCCAGAAAAAAAAGGUGCUUUUCUGUAAAUACUGAAUUCAGUUAGACAUUUGCCACAAAUUAAGCAUGCCACGCUUCUUCCAUGUUUAUUUGUACUGGCCUGUAUUUGGUAGGGUGUAAUGCAGAACAACACACCCCCAUGACUAAUAUUUUAAGGAAAACAUACACCACUAUCUGUACUUAAACAAGAGCUGCAGUUUGGGUAAUACUGAUUAGAUUUUUGUUUUAUAUUUAGGAAUGGGUGGAAAUUUUUCAUAAUUUUUGUUUAAACCAUAACUAUUUUUUUUUAAAUGGCAACUAUAUUUUUUAACUCUUUGAGUGGGUCUAUUUUAUAGUUACAAAAAAAAGGAAAAAAAAAAAAAAAGAUUUGUAAGCGUAAGCUGUGUGGGCUAUAUCCUCCACAUACAUCAGGUAGCAUUAAUCAGCACAACCACAACAUCAUCAGAGGACAUUUGCACCAUGAGUGCAUUUUGCCCACGUUCAGAGAAAACAGUGGGGAAAAGAAGGUGAUAGUGGAAAAAAAAAAAAAAUUAGUGGGGAAAAGAAGGUGAAAGUGGAAAAAAAAAAAUUAGAGGGGAAAGGAAGACAGUUGUUCUGCAAAUGUUACUUUGCAUCAGCAGAAUGAUGCCAGGAGAAAAUCUGCUUCUCCUUUUUUUUAAUGCACUAAGGUUGCCGUGGGAACCCUCCCCUUCACCUCCGCACUCUGGUAAUUAAAUCACUGCACAGCCCUUGCUUAUGGGCCUCGUGAGUAAACACGCAUCAUUGAUCUUACUACUUUAUCAACGAGAGGAAAUGAAUAGACACAAGCACCUGCAUUUAUUCUGUCAUUCAGAAAAGCAGGUUCGUUGGUACACUUAAAUACCUGUGUUUGAGCAGCAAGAGAAGAAUUUCAGAAAUAUCCUCCUUUUGACCGGUUGGAGCAAAAAAACCACACUGCUAUAAGCCUAAAAUAUGAAGUUUUAACUUUUUUUUCUGCUGUUUUAACAUAGCACCACAUAAACUGUUCUCAGUGGUAAUCAAAUAUGUGAAAUUCUCCCUCGUUUCCUGGAACACUUGGGUUUGCCUCAUUCUCAAAUCAUUUGCUUCAACAGAGAACAGGAAAUACUUCUACAGUUUUCUUUCUGAUUUCUGUAUUUAAUUCAGAAAUUUUCUGCCUGCCAGAAAAGACUUGGGAGAACAAAGCCAUUCCCUCUGUAUCUGGAUGUCUCCUAUGUUGGACUUACUACUUUUGUAAGUUCUCCUUGCAAAUGGACCAGGCUUUUUGACCUUGACCCAUGUUAUGAGGUUUGGGGGGGGGAUUUUUAGCAGUUUCUUAUAUUAAAAAGUUUGUGGUUUCUUUUUAGAACUGUUAUUUUAGGAGCUAAUUUGGAAAAAAAAAAAUUAGUUGAACUGUGAAAAAGUAUUUCAGAUUUGCUGGUGACAGUGUAGAGUCAGAAACCCUUCCUUACAGCCAGGAACCCAUUUGUGAGUAGGACUCAUGGCUGCGAGGAAGGGCUGGAAGGAAACUGGGGGAGUCUCCACAAACUUGCAGCUGACACUCAAACUGUCUAUUACUCACAGAUAUUAUUUUUUUCUCUAUGUUCUCUCCUCAACUCUCAAUAUAUAACACCGUGCCGGCUGUCACUUGAGGAAUGCUCCCUGGCAUCGUGGUCUUUUUUUAUCUAAAUGUACAUAUUCUUGAUUUCUGCAUGCAGGGUGUAUCUCAGCAGGGAGCACACCCAAUAAUGAUAUUUUAUUUCUGAAUAAUCCGAAGGCAUGCUUGCCAGGUGUUCUCUUGGGGAGAGGUUAUCAAGGAAUAUCAGAAUGGACACAUUUGAAGAAGAAUGGAAAGACAAAGCAAGUUCUGUUUGUACAUUUGCACCCUGGACCACAGUUUUCAUCUCACUUCACGUUGAACAGCGAAUGUAGCAGAUUUUUAUUUGUGGAUGUAAGUUGUGGAAACAUGUAAAUAUUGUAAUUUUUCUACAGGCAUUUUGUAUAAAACAGUUUUACUAAA